UCGCUCUACUUCCUGUUUACCUCCGAGAGCACUGACCGACUGACUGUUGCCAGCUGCUUCGCAUUCAGACUAUGUGAUAUGUUAUUCUGUCGCUUUUAACACUCUGAACAUGGCACAACUGUUGUGUUUGCUGCUGCUGCUGCUGUCUGGCGGAGCUCCGGUAUCCGCGGCACCGACUGGAGGCAGCUACCUGCCGGGGACAGGUGAGAGGAAACUUCCCGCUAGAGACACCUCGACAUACGCAGGCAGGUUCUGGCACAUCACCGACCUCCACCUGGACCCCUCCUACCACCUGGCCCCAGACCCCACCAAGGUUUGUUUCUCCUCUAAAGGGUUCCCUGCCACCCAUGCCGGCAUGUUCGGAGACUUCCUGUGUGACUCUCCGUACAGCCUCAUCCAGUCAGCCUUCACUCACAUGGCGACGCUCACACAGCCGCAGGACUUCAUCAUAUGGACCGGUGACAAUCCACCUCACGUCCCAGUGGGUGAGCUCUCUACAGACAUCGUGAUCCAGGUGAUCAGUAAUAUGACUCAGACCAUCAGACAGCAUUUCCCCAACCUGACAGUCUAUCCUGCAGUGGGAAACCAUGACUACUGGCCACAGGAUCAGAUGCCGACUUCCACUAAUGCCAUCUACAAGGCUGCAGCUCAGCUCUGGAAGCCCUGGUUGGAGCCAGAUGCUCUGUUCACACUCUCACAAGGUGGUUUCUACUCCCAGCUGGUGAAACCGGGUUUGCGGCUGAUCAGUCUCAACACUAUCCUUUACUACGAUCCUAAUAAAGUCUCAAGUAACAUGACGGACCCAGCUGGACAGUUUGAGUGGCUAGAGGAAACUCUGGAGAAAGCAGCGAAAAGCCUAGAAAAGGUGUACAUUAUAGCCCAUGUACCAGUGGGGUACUUGCCUUUUGCCACAAACACCACAGCCAUAAGAGAGAGUCACAAUGAGAGGCUGGUUGCCAUCUUCAGGGAGUACAGUGAGGUCAUUGCAGGACAUUUCUACGGUCACACCCACCGAGACAGCAUCAUGGUGCUGCUGAACCGACAAGGUAAACCAGUGAAUUCUCUGUUUGUGUCACCGGCUGUUACACCAAUCAAGAAUCUUGUGGACCCCUACUCUAACAAUCCAGCUUUCCGCAUGUAUUUGUACAAGGCCAAGGAUUACACAAUGUUGGAUAUCUGGCAGUACUAUUUGAAUCUGACGGAAGCCAACGAGAAACAAAGAUCUGACUGGAAGCUUGAAUAUAUCAUGACUGAAGCUUUUGGACUGACUGACCUGCAGCCACAAAGCCUGCUCCAGCUGGGCCUGAGCUUCAGGCUGCCGCAGACCAAAGCCUUUGACAUGUAUUUCAACCACUUCAUGGUCAGCUACAACAGCAGUAUCGUCUGUGAAGACUUCUGUAAGGUCUGUCAGGUGUGUGCCGUGCUCUACCUGGACCAGCUGUCCUACUCUAAAUGUAUUGCAGGUGCAGAAUGGUAGCAUGAAUGCUCAUCAAAAUGAAAGAUUGUUGAGGUAUUUGUCUCAGGGAUCACAAUUAUUUUGUUUUAUUUUUAAAUUUUCUUUCAAUCCCGGAAUCAGAAAAAGAAAAAUGCUUUUUCUGCUCCUAAAUGUUAAACCAACUGUGAUUUUCUUUUCUAUUUACAGUUUUCAUCUAUGAUAUUCCUCAAUUGAAUCAAAAGUUUUCCAUAUGCAGCCCAGAAUACAUAUUAGAGCCAGAAGGAUACUGGAUUUUUCCACUUUUUUGUAGCGAAUAAUUAUGAUAUCGACCUGUAUUCUUUUUAUAUACAUAUUUACACAAACAACAUUUUAUUCUUAUAAUGAAAACGAAAAUCAUGUCUCUUCAUUUUCCAGCAAUUUAUUUCAUAAAGUAGUUAGUAGCUUACUGUGAAGACAUUGCUUUACUCUGCACCACCAUCUGCUCAGCUUUGUUGCUUGCUCUGCUACAUGUACUGCAGGCAGUACUGAGAGUACAACAAACAAUGGAGUCGCAACCACUCUGUUGACAAUUUAUGUGAUGACACCAUUUCUAAAUUACCUCGUGUCUUUAAUGCAUCAUGCUCUGUUAAAAACAAAGGGGUCAUAACACAAAGUAUAUACCAAUGAGGCAUCAAUGACUUGACUGUCAUACAUAUUGAAUAACCAUGAAGGAAAUUAUAAUUUUAGAAAAAGAAUCAUUAUAUACUGGUAUAGUGUAGAAAAUGUAAUAUUAUAGUACAACCCUUAAGGCGUAAAAGUUCUUCUCUAACUCGUGUGUUUCUCAGUUUAGUCUUUAGCACGAAUGGUAGCACAAAUGUCCAUUAAAAUGGAGGAUUUGUUGGUGCUGAUUGUUUUUUAAAUGAUGUUAUUUGUUAUUUGAAUCAGGUAAAGGGAAAUGCAGCACAAUACUUGCACAAUAUCUGCUGCUUGCAAUUUUUUAUUUUUUUUAAAUGCAUGAAAACCUGCAUUUUUCAGCCUGUGAUAUUUAAUCUGAGAUUAAAUAGGAAGCAAGUUAUAUCAUAGAGGCAUGUGUGCUUUUUGGUGGAUCCCCCUUAUCAGAGUCCCUCAUAAACAAGAUUAAAAUGUACUGUUUCAAUUAAAAUUUACUUUACAGAAUGA
Messenger RNA from Amphiprion ocellaris (clown anemonefish), 2593 nucleotides. RefSeq names its product sphingomyelin phosphodiesterase acid like 3A (gene smpdl3a). Bases 110 to 1477 code for a protein of 455 amino acids. Gene Ontology annotation, molecular function: sphingomyelin phosphodiesterase activity. The record is from RefSeq and is a predicted model, not a curated record. The transcript is spliced from 8 exons. Lineage: Eukaryota; Metazoa; Chordata; Actinopteri; Pomacentridae. Gene Ontology annotation, biological process: sphingomyelin catabolic process.